ACUACAAUGUUUCACGCGGCUGUUUAUGCUCAUCUCGUGAUGGGCUGACAGAGAGAGAGACCAAACCAAAUGGAUUAUCUCUCCUCCAAACUCCACCCGCCACCCUUAGAGUAACUAACUGGGCCGGUAUGAUAGUGUCUAACGUCAGUCUGAGCUGCGGCGUGAGCUGCCCAUGGGAAGUCAGUGACAGUAAGACGGUGGUCACGCAGGGAGGAGGUUCAGGUUCUCUGAGUCCUACUGGACAUCUCGUAGUGGCAGUGUGUCUGGGGUUCAUAGGUACAUUCGGUUUCCUCAACAACCUCCUGGUGUUAACGUUAUUCUGCCGGUACCGUACACUGCGUACGCCCAUCAACGUCUUGCUGUUGAGUGUGUGUGUUUCGGACCUGCUGGUCUGUGUGCUCGGGACACCGUUCAGCUUCGCCGCUGCCACACAGGGCCGGUGGCUGAUCGGUAGGGCGGGAUGCGUCUGGUAUGGCUUCAUCAACUCCUGUUUGGGUAUCGUGUCUCUGAUCUCCCUGGCAGUGCUGUCCUAUGAGCGUUGCUGUACCAUGCUGUGUCGGACGCAGGCGGACGGCACUGACUUCGGUACAGCGGUGGCCGGAGUAUGUUUCUCCUGGGUCUAUGCCCUGGCCUGGACACUACCCCCGCUGCUGGGCUGGAGCAGCUACGGCCCCGAGGGCCCAGGGACCACCUGUUCAGUGGACUGGAGGACCCAGACACCCAACAACAUCUCCUACAUCGUCUGUCUGUUCAUCUUCUGUCUGUUACUGCCUUUCUCUGUCAUACUGUACAGCUACGGCAAGCUGCUCAGCGCUAUCAAACAGGUGAGCAAUGUGAGCACGGCGGUGACCCGUCGUCGUGAGCAACGUGUGUUGGUGAUGGUGGUAACCAUGGUAGCGUGUUACCUGUUGUGUUGGCUGCCGUACGGUAUAGCGGCCCUGCUAUCGACCUUUAGCCCCAGCGACCUUUUGACCCCUGAGGUUACCAUCGUCCCCUCGCUGCUGGCCAAGACAUCUACAGUCAUCAACCCUGUUAUAUACAUCUACAUGAACAGCCAGUUCUACAGGUGUUUCAAGGCUCUCCUGAGAUGUUCUAUUCCUGACCGAAGCUCCAGUUUGAAGGCAUCGUCACCGGCGACCAAAACACUCGGGACCAUUCGCAAUGGAAACGGACACGACGUGCCGGUUGUUUUGGCGUCAGUAGGCCCGUCCACUCCCCCUGACUCUGCCAACAGUUCCUUAGCGGUCCAAAUCACGCCCCCUGUCCAAACCACUCCCCCUGUCCAAACAACGCCUACUGCCACUCCCAAACCAAGACUGACCCUGGUAGCUCACUACAACGGAUAGAGAGAGAAAGGCUUUGUGUUCCCAAGACACAAUGUAUGUUAGGAGUAAGAAGGGGCUACGUCAUGAUAAGAUAGAGGUAUUUCUCUCCCUGGAGUAGUGAUUUGAAGCUGUGCAGUUAGUGGUUUUGUUCUUAUCAAUGUGAAUGAUCAGAAGUCUGAUUGAUUUUUUAGAGGUCAGGAUAAAGUUCCCAGGUGUCUUACUAUAAUCACUUUAAUUGAUCACAGUCUCACACACACACACACACACACACACA
Molecule: messenger RNA, 1599 nt
Organism: Coregonus clupeaformis (lake whitefish)
Lineage: Eukaryota; Metazoa; Chordata; Actinopteri; Salmoniformes; Salmonidae
Product: pinopsin-like
Exons: 5
Coding region: 129-1346 (405 amino acids)
Biological process (GO): visual perception; G protein-coupled receptor signaling pathway
Cellular component (GO): membrane; photoreceptor outer segment
Molecular function (GO): G protein-coupled receptor activity
Source: RefSeq, a predicted model, not a curated record